ACAGUUCAUGUCUUUUUUGCCCAGGGAAUCAUAGUAUAUAUUAUCUGGACGGCGAUUUACAAUCGAUAUGUCCAUCCGCUCAGUCAGUAUCCAGGACCCUUUCUGGCAUCCAUCUCAAGGCUCCCCCAUGCUGGCGCCUACACUAGCGGCCGGCUCCACACCUAUGCCAGAAGCCUACACGAGCAGUAUGGCGAUGUUGUCCGGAUCGCUCCCGAUGAGCUGAGCUUUCGAACAGAGCAAGCGUGGAAGGAUAUCUACGGGUUUUCAACCAAUUUCCCGAAGGACCCGCGGUUUUUCAACGUUGCAAAAAGCGGCGCUUCUAAUCUAGCAGUUGCUCCCACAGAUGAUGUCCAUCACCGUCAGCGUCGGAUACUAGCUAGUGCAUUCUCUGAUGCGGCACUCAAGUACCAAGAACAUGUGCUCCAGCGAUACGUUGAUGCCCUGAUAAAGAGGCUGCACGAAAAGGCCAGUGCCGGAUCCACUGUCGACCUGGUGGAAUGGUAUACCUACACAACGUUCGAUUUCAUGGCGGAAUAUGUGUACGGCGAAUCACUUUCAUGUCUGGAAGACGCCCGCUAUCAUCCUUUUGUCUCUAUGCAAUUCGCUUCGCUCAAGCUGUGGACUAUUAUCAGCAUGUCCAAGUAUAUUUCUCUACUAUCAUAUCCGAUCAAAGGUAUCGCUUCUUUUCUAUAUCGCGACUUGUUCCGCACUCGCGCAGAGAGCGUCAGCUUUACUUAUUCUAAGAUUGCUCAACGGAUGGAAAGAGAUCAGAACUCGUCCACCCCAGACUACAUCGCCCAUGUGAACUCCAAACAAAGUCUCAAAGCGAAAAUGUCCGAGGACGAGAUACGUUCUAAUGCCACCUUUCUGAUCAUUGCUGGCAGUGAGACCACGGCAACUACUUUGUCAGGGUGUACUUUCCUGCUAUUAGAUAGGCCAGAGACCUACCGGAGACUAGUAUCAGAGAUCCGCUCGCGAUUUCAAUCUUCCUCGGAGAUCACGUUUGUCUCGGUGGCUGAUCUUCCUUAUCUCGAUGCCGUCCUGCAAGAAUCCCUGCGCAUGUACCCAGCAGCGCCGCUUGGGAUGCCGCGAGUCGUCCCCGAAGGCGGCGCUACUAUCCUCGGCAAAUUUGUACCUGGAAAAACUGCUGUUUCCGUUCCACACUUUGCUUCCUACCGAUCGCCAACCAAAUUCACUCAGGCAGAUCGGUUUUUGCCAGAGCGAUGGCUGAAGGGAGAAAACGAUCAGUUUGCUGGUGACAACAAGGAUCUCCUACGGCCAUUUUCGGAUGGUCCUCGAGGCUGUCUUGGACAGAGUCUAGCAAAAGCUGAGAUGAAGCUGAUUCUGGUAAAUAUUCUGUGGCGAUUUGACCUACACCUCUCUCCGGAGUGUACCCAAUGGGCUGAUCAGAAAGCUUUUGUUGUAUGGGCCAAGAAGCCACUACUAACCAAGCUUGUUGCGAGGUAG
Molecule: messenger RNA, 1467 nt
Organism: Penicillium coprophilum
Lineage: Eukaryota; Fungi; Ascomycota; Eurotiomycetes; Eurotiales; Aspergillaceae
Product: cytochrome P450
Exons: 3
Molecular function (GO): oxidoreductase activity, acting on paired donors, with incorporation or reduction of molecular oxygen; heme binding; iron ion binding
Source: RefSeq, a predicted model, not a curated record